AUGAUUAUUUUGGAAAUUCCAGCGAUACUUCUCUCAAUUGUCAUAUUAGUCUAUUUCGUUCUGGAUCGUCAAGCUCGUUCGAAAUUGAAAAAUCAUGGCUGGAUCGUUUUACUUCUAUCAAAUUUUCUUCAACUUAUCAUAAAUCUGCCAAUGCCAAUGAGUUAUUAUUAUCGAGGUACCGUUUGGCCGCAAACAAAUUCGUAUUGCACAUGGUGGGCUACAUCUGAAUUUUCAUUCAAUAGUAUCGGACUAUUUUUAAUGGCGUGGAUUUCAAUCGAACGACAUUUUAUUGUUUUCCAUUCGCAUACAUUUCUUCAAGGAUAUUGGAGAAAAUGUUUGUUCCACGUUUUUCCGAUUAUACUUUGUUUGAUUUUAUCACCGGUCUUUUUCUUCGUAUUUAUUGUUAUAAGUCCACUAUGUACAUCUGACUGGGACUUUGGUUUACUCGGUUGCGGUGCUCCGUGUUAUUACGGAGAAUAUUUUCUUAAUCAAUUUGAUUUUUAUUUUAAUCUUCUCGUCCCAACUUUCAUUAUUGUGUUAGCAAAUGUAAUGUUAGUCGUUCGAGUUAUCCAUCAAAAAGUCUCACGGCAACGAAUUAUUCAUUGGAGACAACAUCGUCGAAUGAUUUUACAAUUGUGGAUUAUUUCAUCAUUGUAUGUCGCAUUUUGGUUACCUGUUUCAAUAACUCUGCUAGUGCAAAUAACUGCUGAUCCUUCGUUCAUGAUGCAUUCUCUCGCAGUAAUGCAGUUUCUCACAUAUCUCAUUCCACUUCUAUUACCAAUGAUGUGCCUUAGUACAUUGCCAGAAUUAACCAAGAAAAUUCUGCGUAAAAUAACAAACUCACGAUCGAAUGUGGUAGAGGCUAUGUCUGGUAAUCGAAAUGUAAGAGUAGCAAUUGCAAUUACACGUAUAUGA
Messenger RNA from Adineta ricciae, 915 nucleotides. NCBI's taxonomy places the organism in Eukaryota, Metazoa, Rotifera, Eurotatoria, Adinetida, Adinetidae. The record is from the annotation of a GenBank genome assembly.